CCAGGUUAUGACCUCUGACAUGAGGUUGGAAUGCAGUACUUGACACUCCAGCCCUUACAAGAGCGGAAGCAUCAACAAUAUUAUGUCUUUGUCGGCGUCCAAACCUCCCUCAUUACAAGUAUGGCUGACUGACCGCGCUUUUCUAUUUCGGAGGAAACAUUUGACCUUCCUUGACGGAGACUCCCAUCCCAGCGGCCACACUCACCUCAUCACCCGGCCCGGAGCUCCUGCUCGCCCGCCCCCCAGACACAGCAGAGACGGAGGCCGGCCUAACGCCAUAUCGCCACUGUGGUUCUAGUAGCCUCGUCCCGGCGCUGCUGACUAUCCACCUCUGGCAUUGCCGCCACAGUGGGGCCGCCAUCUUUGCCCGGUCGCGUGUGGCAGCGGGACCCGGAAGAGGAAGUUAGCUAGUGACGUAGUUUCGUAACUUUCGUCCGUCUCGAAAAUUAUGUGAGAUAAACCUGUUUGCCUUAUGUGGACUAGCCACAAAUUUUAUAAAAUGUUUUGUUAAACGUGCCAAUUUCCCCUAAAAUUACCGCAUUGUAUUUAGACCGCGACGCCAGUGAGGAGGGUUAGCUAGCAGCUAACUAUUGCUAACAGCUAAUUGUAGCAUAACCCUACUUGUUAUUCACAGUUAAGCGUAAUAAUAUCAAUGCCAGAGACAAAUGAACUUAUGUUCUCUUAUGACUUCAAAUAUCUACAUUGACAAGCAGUGGACUGGAAUUGUGGCGUCUUGGUGAAGUACCACUUUUCGCUGUGGUGACAGCAACUAUUGCUAACAGCUAAUUGCAGCAUACCGUAUUUCCUUGAAUUGCCGCCCGGGCGCUAAUUAAUUUGAAACCUGUUCUCAUUACUGCGCCUAUCAAAGGCAUGCAGUAAAAGUAAGCAUGCGCUAAUUGUUAAAAACUCGUCUUCUCACUCUGACACUUACCAAAGGCAUGCAGUAAAAAUUUGAGUGUGAUGUAAGCUUGGACCUUAAAUCUUACUGAAUAGCUCUUAAUCUUCUUCCCUUUUUGCGAUUUCAAAUUACCGGUAUUGAAAUCAGCCGCCUCCAUUUUGAAAUUGAUGACAGGGGAAGUGUCACUCGUGACGUCACAAGUUUGACCAGGCGGUAAUACUAAGCAUGCGCUGAUUAUUUUUGCAAAGCGAGUUUCACCCGGCAGUAAUUCAAGGCAGGCGCAUACUAUAUGCUCUGCGGCAAUUCAAGGAAAUACGGUAACUAUUUGUUAUCCACAGUCAAGCGUAAUAAUAUCAAUGCCGGAGACAAAUUAAUGUAUAUUCUCUUAUGACUUCAGUUAUCUGCAUUGAUAAGCAGUGGACUGGAAAUGUGGCAUCUUGGUGAAGUACCACUUUUCGCUGUGGUGACAGCAACUAUCGUGACCAUAGUCCACAUGCAAGACUUUUGCCAAAAAGCAGAUUUUGAGUGUCAAAGCCAGGACUUGUCUGCGUCAGCCCAGCAGCCACUAUCACAAAGCGUUAAUUCCAGGUGGAAUGCAAGUGUUUUGAACCUCAUACAGAACCUGGACCACUUCAGAGUCUCAAAUGAGAAGCUCAUGGGGGCUUUUCCUAUUGAUGAAAUGCAGGGGAAUUCAGUCCGCACUGUGAAGAACUGCAUCUUCUCUGAAUCCAUUCCGACUCCCCUGAAAGGCCCAUUAAGAUUGGUUGCGGUUUCAAAGGAUGUCAUAGAAGGACUCCUAGAUUUGGACAUGGCUACGACCCAGUCAGAGACGUUUCUACAAUAUGUCAGUGGAGGAAGACGUCUACCAGAGUCUCAGCCUCUGACACAUCGAUAUGGAGGCCAUCAGUUUGGGUAUUGGGCAGGUCAGCUAGGAGACGGACGAGCACACCUCCUUGGUCAGUAUACCAACAGGAAAGGAGACACAUGGGAACUGCAGCUGAAAGGUUCUGGAAAGACACCGUAUUCGAGGUCAGGAGACGGCCGAGCGGUGGUUCGCUCAUCGCUUAGAGAGUUUCUUGGCAGCGAGGCCAUGCACUUUCUUGGUGUGCCUACCAGCAGAGCUGCCUGUUUAGUUGUCAGUGAAGAGCCAGUGUUGAGGGAUCAAUUCUAUGACGGCAACGUGAAAACAGAGAGAGGAGCUGUCGUACUGCGCUUAGCCAAGUCCUGGUUCCGGAUUGGCUCGUUGGAGAUUUUGUCUCAAAGCAAAGAGCUUGAUCUUCUCAGAUGGUUUGUGGAUUUCAGAAAGCUGCUUAAUUUUGUCAUAGAAGAGCACUUUCCUUCCAUCCAGACAAACGACCCUGAUAAAUAUUUGGCAUUUUAUUCCCGAGUGGUGAAUGACACAGCACAUCUGAUAGCUCAGUGGAUGUCUGUCGGCUUUGCUCACGGUGUGUGCAACACGGACAACUUCAGCCUCCUGUCCAUCACCAUCGACUACGGUCCCUUUGGGUUCAUGGAGUCUUACAACCCCAGUUUUGUCCCCAACACGUCGGACGACGAGGGAAGGUACAGCGUUGGAGAGCAGGCUAGUGUGGGUCUCUUCAACCUGGAGAAGCUGCUGGAUGCUCUGAGGCCGAUUCUCACAGCCGGACAACAAAGAGCGGCGGAGACCGUCUUAAAGGGAUAUGUUGACAUCUACGAGACAAGGAUUCAUCAUUUAUUCAAAGCCAAACUGGGACUCCUCGGUGACGAUGUGGAAGAUGAUUACAUUAUUGCCUUCCUACUUAAGAUGAUGGAGGACACACAGGCUGACUUCACGAUGGUCUUCAGAGAGCUGAGUGAAUUUUCAGCGUUUCAGCUCCACAACCACAACUUUACUCAGGCGUGGGCUCUGGAGGACUUGUCAUCACAUGGACUCUUCCCUGACUGGCUGAGUGUGUACCUACAGCGCCUCCACAGGCAAGUGCAUGACAAUGAUGUGCGUCAAGCGAGAAUGAAAGGUGUGAACCCACGAUAUGUGCUGAGGAACUGGAUGGCACAGUCUGCCAUCAAGAAAGCAGAGAGGAAUGAUUUUUCAGAGGUGGAGCUGCUUCACCGUAUCCUUUCAUCUCCAUUCGCCAUUCAAAGCUCAGCAGAGGCUGCAGGCUAUGCAGCGAGACCUCCUAAGUGGGCACAGACGUUAAAGAUCAGCUGCUCUUCGUGAGUGAUCUCCCCAAAGCACCAACAUGCCAAAUGGAUCUAUGGCUGUGGAGCUGCUGCCCCUGAUCAACAGGACCUGAGGACCACUCUUGCUAUGUGUCCUAUGCUGUGCAUUAAAAGAGACGAGGGGAGCCCCCCUGUCAGAGGAGUUAUCCACGAACAGAAGUUCUCCCACUCGCCUGCCCUGUACUCCAUUAAAAGAGACGAGGGGAACCCCCUGCCAGAGGAGUUAUCCACGAGCAUAUGAUCCCCCACUCGCCUGCCCUGUACUCCAGAUAGUGUACCCAAAUCCCUUUUCUUAGUUUCCAUCAGCACCAAUUCUUUAGUCAGAAUUCAUAUUUGUUUAUACAUUUGCAGAAUAUUAGUAUUACUCAAAUUGCGUAUAGGAUUGUACACACACACCCACACAAAUCAAUGUAUUUCUCUUAUUGAUACUAAUUCAUAUAUUUUAACUAGUUAGCUAAUGUCAUAGAAGUAAUAAUGAUAAUAUCAACAAUGACUACAACAAUAAUAACGAUAAUGAUAACAAUAAUAAUAUGAACAAUAGCAAUGACAAUAAAUGAUGACAAUACAUAUAAAAUAAUAAUAAUAAUGAUGAUGAUAACAACAACAAUAAUAAUAAUAAUCAUUAUAAGCCAGUGAUGGAGUUUAAAACUUAGGCUUCCAUGUUCACAUUCAUAUAAAUUGCCCAUACCAUUUUUUUUGUAUCUUGUUUUGAACUUUUCACAUACUUCUACAAAAAUUGAUCAUUUUUUCACAUCAUAUAGUACCACGUCAAAUUAUGUAACCUCUGACAAGAUGUUCAAAGUAUACACUUGUAUGCAUAUAUAUAUAUAUAUAUAUAUAUAUAUAUAUACACACACACACACACACACUCACACUCACACUCACACUCACACUCACACUCACACUCACACUCACACUCACACUCAUUGGAUGUUAGUCAAGAUAUUUUUGUGCAAUCUUUGUUAUUAUCACUGUUUGAAUUGUUUCUAACAACAAUGUGAGUCAGUAAAGCCUUGACUGGAGCCAAGUUUGGUUUUAAUGGUUUGAUUUAAAAAUGUUGACUUACUUUGAGUACAAAGCAAAAGUCUGUAGGUGAUUUGUAUUUGGCCCUGAAGUCUUUGCCGUAGUACACGUUGACGUUGUCAAACUGCACAAAGCAGACCAGAUCACGCGAAGACUGAAAGAAAAUGAGUUUAUUCAGACUUGGCAGUACACAAAACAAAACAAAACAUAUCACUAACGCUGACCUUUGUCUUGCCUUUGGGUACGUAAUAAAUUCCAGAGGCUCUUAGCUGAAAAAGACGCUGCUUCCACGCCUUCUUGCCGUCUUCUUUGAGGUGAAGAACCCCCUCCAGGUCGGGCACGAUGAUAGAUGUCCCGCAGAAGUUCUCCUGUGUGGUCACAGAAGUUUAAAACGGGGCAGGAGGGUGAAAAAUAAACAUUUUUCUGUUGGAAUGACCUUUAUCAAUA
This is a messenger RNA of Nerophis ophidion (straightnose pipefish), 4570 nucleotides long. Its product is annotated as protein adenylyltransferase SelO, mitochondrial-like. The record is from RefSeq and is a predicted model, not a curated record. The coding region runs from base 1326 to 3098 and encodes 590 amino acids. Lineage: Eukaryota; Metazoa; Chordata; Actinopteri; Syngnathiformes; Syngnathidae. The transcript has 20 exons.